Talaromyces rugulosus is the source of this 1197-nucleotide messenger RNA. RefSeq lists its product as uncharacterized. The transcript has 5 exons. The record is from RefSeq and is a predicted model, not a curated record. Lineage: Eukaryota; Fungi; Ascomycota; Eurotiomycetes; Eurotiales; Trichocomaceae. Gene Ontology annotation, biological process: mRNA 3'-end processing. Gene Ontology annotation, molecular function: RNA polymerase II C-terminal domain binding. The coding region runs from base 1 to 1197 and encodes 398 amino acids. Gene Ontology annotation, cellular component: RNA polymerase II, holoenzyme.
AUGGCUUACACUGAUGAUUCGGUACGCGCAAAGCUAUCUGCGCUCAAUGAAACACAAGAAGGCAUUGUAACGGUCGCACAAUGGGUCAUGUUUCAUAGGCGCCAUGCAGACCGUACUGCCCAGCUCUGGCUGCAGAAACUUCGAGAUUCACCAGCAAACAAGCGUCUUAAUCUGAUCUAUCUUGCAAACGAAGUCGCACAGCAGUCAAAGGCCAGGCGCAAGGACGACUUUUUGGUGGCAUUUUCUCCGAUUAUUGCAGAAGCCGUGUCCGUAGCCUACAAAGGCACAUCCAACGACAUACAACAGAAGUUGCGGCGUGUCGUUGAGGUUUGGAGACAACGUGCUAUUUUCGAGCUGCCCAUUCAGGAAGCUGUUGAAUCUCGCAUCGAUGAAUUGGAUAAGAACCGAUCGUCCAGCAAGAAACCGCUGUUGGGGGGAUCUUUUUUCGGUGGCUCUGGGUCUGGAUCCGUGCCGCCCGAAUUGCAGCCUCUCGUGCCUCUCCAAGUCAAUGUUUCAAAGGCCUCUGUGACAACUGGUUCCGCCGUUAAUGCAGCCAAUGUAGAGUUUGAUAAAAUGAACGAUCCCAGCACGCCAGAUCCUACACCUCCAGUCCAUGCUGCUCGUCUCAGCCAGCUUCUAAAAACAUUGGCGAACGCCGAAAGUUCGGUGUCUGAGAUAAUCAAGUCGCGCCAAUCCCUCAUUGAGGGCCUUGAGAAGCUUCUUGAUAGCAAUCGCGCGUCUCUCACCAAGGAAAAUUCCCUCUUGGCUGAGCUUUCCGAAAAGAAAGCAGGAACCGAGUCAAGAAAGCGCGACGUUGAAGACGCAAUAAUGCGCGGCCUCUCCGCCGAGAACUCUCCUGCAAUCCACAACAGCGGAGAUGCAGGCUCUGAAGCUCCACGGCCAGAAGUUGAAGCUCUCACGCCGCCACCUGUAGAAUCGCUGACUCCGCCUGGGGAGGCACCAGAAACAUCGCAGCCGCACCCGUUCACGUUCUCCGACCAUCAAAUGGACGGCCAAGCCGAUUUUCAUGAUGAUAUGGACAUGUCAUACAAUGCCUCUUAUAAUAACGACGAUUCUGCAAACGGGCUCAAUUCGAAGCGGAGAAAAGUCGGCCACGACGAAGAAGGCGAUUUGCAGUUUUCUCACAGUGAGUUUGAUGCAGAUGUGGACGAGCUUAUCAGACAAGGUCAGCAAUGA